AUGUCGCGGAUUAACAUCACGCUAGCACCGGAGAGUGAAGUGUCACGAUUUACUCUCCAAGAGAUUAUAAGUAAGACGAAUACAUCAAUCAUCCAGGCUGCUAUAGAGAAAUCGAUUCAAGGAGCGCGAUCUGUAGUAAUUAAACGGCAUUUACUUGAUAUGAAUAACAAAGAGGUAGUGAUGGAGUAUUCCCAAGCGCUGAAGUUGUUACAGUUAUGUGAGCAUGUCAACAUCGUUCGGAUCUACAACUGUUUUUUCUGUUACUUUGGAGGAAGUUUACAAUUUUGGAUCAUCAUGGAGUCGUGUACGCAGCGCGACCUCUCGAAGUUCAUGUCGACCACAAACUCCUUUGGUAACAAUGAACAGAUGCAAUUCUUCAUGUGUGACAUAUCAUAUGCAUUUGAAUAUCUCACAAAGAAUUGUUCACUUUUUCAAUACUCAUUAACUCCAGAAAACUUAUUAUUAACACGGGACCCGAGUAGUCCUAUUCCUUUACUUAAACUUUCUAAUAUCUUUUCGUUGACUACGGACUUGGAGGAACUGUUUUAUAAAAACUGUUACUUUAACCCUCCGGAAUAUAAAGUGAAGAAGGUGUACGACAACUCCGUUGUGUGGUCGAUUGGUGUGAUCUAUUACAUGUUGAUCUUUGGAAAGCAUCCUUUAGACGAUGGGCGGAGUGACUUAAUGAAGAGUGUUAUUAAUAACAAACCAAUUUUAUUUAAGACUACCAGUGACUCCCUCUUCGACGACUUAAUUCGGAAGAUGUUGGUCUACGAUCCUAACAAAAGAAUCUCUUUGGACGAAUUCUUCCUUCAUCCCUUUGUCGAGAAGUGUCGUAAAAUCAAGUGGGGGAAAGAGUCCGACCCAUCGAUCUAUAGUCCUAUUCGUGUAGUAGGGAAGGGGAACUAUGGGACUGUCAUGUAUGGUCUUCGUGUUAUUGGGGGUGAUAAGACGCCGGUAGCAAUCAAAGAGAUUCCAUUUGUUGGGCGCGAUUCUAUUAUACGAGAAGCACGUGUGAUGCGGAUGUGUAAGCACCCCAAUUUGGUUGAUUAUUUCGAUUACUUUGAGCUUCCGUAUUCAAUCUCACAAGGGGGAAAAAGUGGGAAAUACAGUUAUCUUGUGAUGGAAUACUGUGACAGAGGGACUCUUGAAACAUAUUUAAAAGCAAAGAAGAGACCAUUAAAUGACGUCGAGAUCAAACACUUCUUUGCCGACAUCUGUGGCGGGUUGUGGUAUUUACACUUCAAUAAACACGUUUUACACCGCGACUUGAAGCUUGAAAAUUUCCUCUUAAAAACACCGACACAAACAAAUCAACGACUUCCUCGUGUGAAAAUAGCGGACUACGGCUUCUCUCGUAUUUUUGGAACCGAAUCCGAAUUUUUUAAAAGUGGCGUUGGAACCCCAAUUUUCGCUUCACCCGAAAUAUUGAAUGAAAAGAAUUAUACCGUCAAGUCGGACUUAUAUAGCGUCGGUGUCAUCUUAUAUGUCAUGGCAACAGCACAAUUUCCUUUUGGAGAAAGCGAAGAGAUCUUCUGGAAAAAUAUGAAAGAACAAAAACCUCUAAGCUUCCCUUCAGAAGUUAAACUCGACGAAUCACUGAAAGACUUGCUCCAGAGACUUAUUACAUAUAGCGAAGUGGAAAGAUGUAGUUGGGAACAAUUCUUCGAACACCCCUAUGUAAAAAGUGCUUUACCAAUGUACUCAAUGCCAACUAACAACGAUAUUAUUCACUUCAAGCAAUCCGAAAUGGACUUAAUGUAA
Molecule: messenger RNA, 1764 nt
Organism: Entamoeba invadens IP1
Lineage: Eukaryota; Evosea; Mastigamoebida; Endamoebidae
Product: Testis-specific serine/threonine protein kinase, putative
Exons: 1
Coding region: 1-1764 (587 amino acids)
Biological process (GO): autophagy; peptidyl-serine phosphorylation; protein autophosphorylation
Cellular component (GO): cytoplasm; autophagosome
Molecular function (GO): ATP binding; protein serine/threonine kinase activity
Source: RefSeq, a predicted model, not a curated record